GCACCCUGCUCUGAUGGCUGUUGCUCUCCUGGCAGAUGCUGGUGGUGUUUAAAUCAGCCCCCAUCCUGAAGCGGGCCCUGAAGGUGAAGCAGGCCAUGAUGCAGCUCUACGUGCUCAAGCUGCUGAAGAUCCAGACCAAGUACCUGGGGCGCCAGUGGAGGAAGAGCAACAUGAAGACCAUGUCUGCCAUCUACCAGAAGGUGCGGCACCGCAUGAACGACGACUGGGCCUACGGCAACGCCCAGCUCAGAGCCCUGUGCCACCAGGGCCAGGUCCUGCAUGUCCCCUGGACACCCAUCUGUCACCUUGGCACCUCUGCCCUCCUCCACCCUCACCCACCUUCAUUGCAGCGCCAGCUGUGCCAUUCCCAGCUGUGGAGCCUGGAGAUCCCUUUGCUCUCCUCCCUGAGUGUCACUGGCAUUGCACAUCCUCUGCAGCCCUGAGGGGACAGAAAAUUCAACAUUAAACAGCCCAAAUUUUACCCAGAUUUUUGCUUGUUUGGGGCAAUGUCUGUGCCAGCUCUUGGGGUGGGGAGGGAAGGUGCUUUGGUGAAUAAUUUAUGAGAAAAACAGUGGAUUCUGUGGUCCAUAACUUUCAGGAUGAACAGGAUAUGGAGCUGUAAAUUUUCUGUCAAUUUAAUAACUUAAUACUUCAAUUAAAUAAUGAACACUACACUUGGGUAAAGCUGCAUUGCAUGAGGGUGGCAUUUGUCAAAGCAUUGUGUGUUCAUAUAGGGCAGGGAAGCCCUAAAUAAACAAGUGUUUGUUAUGGCAGGAUUUGUGCUAAUUGCUUAAAUAAUUAAUUAGCUUGGGAAUGUUUUCUUCAUGGGGUUUGUCCAAGGCCUUGUUCAUGGAAAUGGCAUAAAGCCUUUUAAAGCCUUUUAAAAUAUGCUUUUGUUCAAAAUAAACCAACUUUUAAAGGACGCCUCUUUA
Molecule: messenger RNA, 932 nt
Organism: Zonotrichia albicollis (white-throated sparrow)
Lineage: Eukaryota; Metazoa; Chordata; Aves; Passeriformes; Passerellidae
Source: RefSeq, a predicted model, not a curated record